Molecule: messenger RNA, 903 nt
Organism: Laccaria bicolor S238N-H82
Lineage: Eukaryota; Fungi; Basidiomycota; Agaricomycetes; Agaricales; Hydnangiaceae
Exons: 4
Coding region: 1-903 (300 amino acids)
Molecular function (GO): zinc ion binding
Source: RefSeq, a predicted model, not a curated record
AUGAAUGCCGGAGUCAACAACGGUGGCGGCUUCAGCGCUCAGCGCCUCCUCACUGUGCUUAUCUCCUUCCAACCAGGCCCCUUCACCACGAUGCCCGACGCUGACGAAAGACAGUGCAGGAUCUGUUUCGAUGGCGCAAAUGUCGAGCUUGAAAUGGGCCGCCUCAUACGUCCUUGCUUGUGCAAAGGUUCCAUUAGUUACGUCCACGUCAAGUGCCUGCAAACAUGGCGAAAUUCAUCAGCCUCAAAGAGUGCCUUUUUUGCUUGCCCUCAAUGUCGCUACCAAUACCGCUUUUCACGCACCCGCAUCGUGGGGCUUGCCACAAACCCUGUCAUCGUUGGAGGUUUGUCCGGCUUGGUAUUCACAACGAUCGUGAUGUUAGCUUCUUACAUCACAACCUACUUCAUGGCUGCGUUCGAGGAGCCUUCCAACUAUUAUUCCUAUUCAUUCUUCUACAUCUCUCCUAUUCAGGUCUUCCAAGAUCUUGUAACGGCAGCUUUUCGCGUCCUUCGAGAUGGCGACGUAGUGGGAAUCUUCGAUGAUACCGCCUUUACUUCGCCGACGCGUGCAAGCGACAGCACCCUUCCUAGAUCGAAACAGACGCCUGGAUUGAUAAUGUGGUUCAUCCGACGUUUUGUUCUGGGUCUUCCUCUUGUUGGCGCUGGUUCGCUUGUCCAUCUGCUGCUUUCAGUUCAGAUGCUCGCUCCUGUGCAAUGGCUGGCUCGAUACAGAGGCCAACGCAACAGACGCAACGACAGUUCACGCGACAUCGCAGCGCUGAUCGUUAUAGGCCUACUUGUUGUUGGUGCUGCAAGAGCCUUAAUCAAAGUGUAUCAACUUACACAAAAGUGGACGCAGUAUUUACUAAUUCGAGCCGAGGAUGCUAUCUUAGAGGUUAACUAG